GCAUAUUUAAGUUUUGCUUUCAAUAGUUGUAUAAAAUUCACGCCAGGCAGACUUAAAACGAAAGCAAUUUACCCAGACCAUCAACUUCAGAAAAUCAAACAUUUAAAGCAAGAUGGAAAACCCUCCACCAUACACAAUUGAAACACAAAAUCCUGCAUACAUUCACGGAUCUCCUCCGAACGUUGCACAACCUGGUUACCCACCUCAACAACAACAACCUGGUUACCCGCCUCAACAACAACAACCUGGUUACCCACCUCAACAACAACAACCUGGUUACCCACCUCAACAACAACAACCUGCAUACUCACCACCACAACCAGCGGGUUAUCCCCCAGAAAAGAACUUCUCACCUCAAGGUUACCCUCUCAAGGUUACCCACCUCCACCCCCACCAGGAAUGCAACAAAGCAACAACAGCACGACAGUUGUCAUGCUCGUAUAACCAACCUCAGCCUACGGUGGUGGCAACAACGAUUCCAGUUGUCAAUGAUCACAUGAUAUUGUCCAUCGUUGCCUUUUUAUGUUUUUGUUGGCCAAUCGGACUUGUAGCUAUUAUCAAGUCGCUCGAAGCAAGGAACCGAUUCGCUGCUGGUGACUACGCAGGUGCUGUAACCUCCGCUCAUACUGCAAGGAAUCUUAGUAGUAUAGCCAUCGUGUGUGGAAUAAUCAUCUACAUCGUUGUCAUAGUUGUAGAAGUAGCCGUCGUAUCAUCCUCAAACACCUAAAGGUUUUCAAUGAGCACAGCUAUGAUACAAAGGGCACAGUUACAACACACAUAUAUAUCUACCUAUAGUUUCAUCUAAUGAUUUAAGUUGUUCACGUUUAAUUGUACUUCAGCAUACAUAUACUCAUUUUUAUUAAAUAACGAUUAAACUGUUUCAUGAUUGUCAUGAAAAUACUUUUUGA
Xenia sp. Carnegie-2017 is the source of this 908-nucleotide messenger RNA. Its product is annotated as AT-rich interactive domain-containing protein 1A-like. The record is from RefSeq and is a predicted model, not a curated record. Gene Ontology annotation, cellular component: membrane. Bases 113 to 727 code for a protein of 204 amino acids. The transcript is spliced from 4 exons. Lineage: Eukaryota; Metazoa; Cnidaria; Anthozoa; Malacalcyonacea; Xeniidae.